Telopea speciosissima is the source of this 1029-nucleotide messenger RNA. RefSeq names its product E3 ubiquitin-protein ligase BIG BROTHER-like. The record is from RefSeq and is a predicted model, not a curated record. Gene Ontology annotation, biological process: protein ubiquitination; negative regulation of organ growth. The transcript is spliced from 7 exons. Gene Ontology annotation, molecular function: ubiquitin-protein transferase activity; ubiquitin conjugating enzyme binding. NCBI's taxonomy places the organism in Eukaryota, Viridiplantae, Streptophyta, Magnoliopsida, Proteales, Proteaceae. Bases 10 to 903 code for a protein of 297 amino acids.
UGAUGUUGUAUGCUUGACUCACUUUGGUGCUCAAACCUACAGGAGAGGAGGGGGAUCACAGGGCUUCCCCAAUAUCUGGAAGUAGUGAAGGUCGCUCCUGGUCUCCGUACAAAAGACAUGGCCAUGAGGGCCAUCUUUGAAACAACAGGAAGGCGGCAAGUUGAUGUCCACUAUGUAACUACCGGUGUACCCGGCAGAGUUGAAGAGAAUUUCGAAGGAUUUUACCUUGAACAGGGGGAUCUGUCUCUUGAAGAGGUUCUCCAAGAUCAGGAAACUGUGUACCAGUCACUCCGAGAAAGUAAUGGGAAUGACAGGACCACAGCUUCUUCAAGUGGUGGCUCUAAUGUGAACAAUGGCCAAAGUAGUGCUGUGAAACGGGAUGUGGAAAAAGAGAGAGAAUCUUCACCCGUUGCUGAUGUUGAAUCACAAUUAGAAUUGGAUGAAACUUUAGCUAUAAGCUUGCAAGAGUUGGAGAAUCAGUUACUCAUUUCCUCCCUUAGCGAAUCAACUGGAACUGAAGCAGCCACAAUUCCAUGUUCUGCAGUUAACAGAGAGGUCAAUUCCACAAGCACUUCUGCCCAGGUUGUGAGACAAGACAACAUUGAUCCAGAUAACAUGACAUAUGAGGAAUUGCAAUCUCUAGGAGAUGCUAUCGGCACUGAGAGUAGAGGAUUGUCAGAAGAGCUUAUUUCAUAUUUGCCAACAUCGAAGUAUAAAACAGGGGGGUUCUUCUCAAAAAAAGACAAAAUAGAGGAGUGCGUGAUCUGUUAUAUGGAAUACAAAAAUCGUGAUAAGUUGAUUAUCUUGCCAUGCCAACACCAAUAUCAUUCAAAAUGCAUCACACGGUGGUUGAAGCAAAAUAAGGCAUGUCCAGUGUGCAAUGAGGAAGUAUUUGGGUCUUAACCCUGGAAUAUUGAUAUUGGGUAGCUGUGGAUCAUAUUUGGUAUGUAAAACAUGAUGGUUCUUGUAGUUCCAACUUAUGUUCAGAAUCAUGGAUUAACUAAUGAUAUAAUUUGACAUACAUAUUGC